Messenger RNA from Dioscorea cayenensis subsp. rotundata (Guinea yam), 612 nucleotides. Its product is annotated as putative B3 domain-containing protein Os04g0347400. Gene Ontology annotation, molecular function: DNA binding. The transcript is spliced from 3 exons. NCBI's taxonomy places the organism in Eukaryota, Viridiplantae, Streptophyta, Magnoliopsida, Dioscoreales, Dioscoreaceae. Bases 1 to 612 code for a protein of 203 amino acids. The record is from RefSeq and is a predicted model, not a curated record.
AUGAUAUUCUCGACUGGUGAAUUUUGGCACGUAAAAGUUCAAAAAACCGAAGAAGGCUUAUUCUUCACAGAUGGUUGGGAAGAAAUGAUCAAAGCCCAUGGUCUCGGUGAAGGAUGCAUUCUUUUCUUCUGUUAUGAGGGUAACAUGGUUUUUACUCUAAAGAUCUUUGGUCACGAUGCUUGCAGAAUCAACAAUUUCUGUAUUAAUAGGAAGGGCUUCAAAAACAGAAAAGCAAAUAUGGAAUUUAAUGGCAUCGGUGAAGAUUCAAACAGUAGCCUUUGCCGGAUUCCAUCGGCCAACAACUGUGAUGAAACCCACAUGAAAGAGAAAGAUUCCAAUGACGGCUCCGGACCUUCCGGAUUAAAAGUAAGGAAGCCAAUGAACUCUAGAGUUUAUAGGGCUCAGUUGCAGAAACUACGGGAACAUAGGAGGGGUCUCGGUGCGGAGGAUAUUCCAAUGAAGUCUACUAUGCUUGAAACUGAACUUGAAGAAGUUGACCGGUCAGCAAUACAAGGGACACAUUGUGGAGAUGCAAAAGGAUGGUUGACUUGUCAACAAGCAAAUAGCAAGGAUGCCCCUCCACUCAGCAUUAAAUGUGCCACCCAGCAUUAA